Messenger RNA from Prorocentrum cordatum, 399 nucleotides. Lineage: Eukaryota; Dinophyceae; Prorocentrales; Prorocentraceae. The record is from the annotation of a GenBank genome assembly.
AUGGCCAACUACAAGGUCUGCGUGGUCGGCGGCGCGGGCGGCAUCGGGCAGCCCCUGUCGCUGCUGAUGGCCAUGGACCCCAACGUGUCGGAGCUGUGCGUGUACGACCUGACCCUGGCGAUGGUGCCCGCGGAGGGCGUGGCGGCUGACCUGUCGCACCUCAACCACAAGGCCGUGGUCAAGGGCUACGCCUUCGACAAGGACGACCGCGCCAUCGACAAGGCCGAGGAGUGCCUCACCGGGUGCAGCCUCGUGCUGAUACCCGCGGGCGUCCCGCGCAAGCCCGGACAGGACCGCAAGGAUCUGCUGAACAUCAACGCGGGCAUCGCGAAGAACAUCGUGGAGGCCUGCGCCAAGUUCUGCCCCGACGCCGUCGUGGCCUUGAUCGUCAACCCGUGA